CUGGACAUUGAAACAAAAAUUGGGUAAACUUUUUCUUUUCCUUUAAUCAUAUAUUUAUGGUUUCUAACUCUACAAGUUGCAACUUCGGUUAUACUUAUCUGUAUUCUUUGUUUGCCAUGAAUACUUUAUGGACACACGGCCAAUGCGCAAGAAGUAACAUCUGAGACGUCUCACAAAUAUUUUCAGCAUACAGUGUUCAGUCGUCUAUGCACAAACGGUUUUAACGCAAAUACUUUUCAUCCUACCAUGCAGAAAUAAGAAGGACUGAAUAACAAACAUUAAUAAUUUCUAAAAGCAAACUUAUCGGUCAGUUCGUUUAAAAUGAUACUUAGUAGAAGUAUCAGUCGCCCAGUAGUAAUUGGCCUACGAUUGAUUGGAAUUUGGCCAGGUUCAUCUUAUGAAAUUAUCGUCCGAUGCAUUUGGGUAGCUAACAUGAUGUCUGCGCAAGUAUUUCAGUAUCGGUAUAUAAUAAAGCAUAUUAGUUCUGGAAACUUGGCAGACAUAGUAGACAGUGUGAGCACUACUUUGCCGUAUAGUCUACUGUUCUUUAAAAUAAUUAGCUUCUGGAUUAAACGCGGAAUAUUUAAAAACAUAUUGAUAGGAAUGUCUCGCGAUUGGAUCGACACUUCUACUGCCAAACUUGACGUACAUGUCAUGGUAAACAAAGCUGAACUUGCAUAUCGUUGCUCAAACUUAAUUAUUAGCGUAUACGCUAGUGCCGUUUUUAUAUACGGCGGUAUGUUCCUGGAAUUCAGUCGUCAGGAUCAAGAUGACGGAUUUAAUAUAACAUCUCGACAAUUGUUAAUAAAAAUGGACCUUCCGUUUGAAUAUUAUGAAAGUCCGAUGUAUGAAUAUGUAUUUGUUUUACAAUUUCUUCAACUAUUAGCUACUGGAAUUAGCAUUGCUAUGUUAGAUGCUUUGAUAAUUACAUUGAUACUUCAUAUUGGCGGACAAAUAGAAAUGUUACACGAAGCUCUAGAAAAUAUUUCUAUCAAAGAUGAAAAACAUGGAUCAUUACGAAAUGUCAUUAAAUCUUUAACUGAUCAUCAUUACCGGAUUAUCCUUAAUUCGGAAUAUAUCGAAAAAUUAUUCUCGUAUAUUGCUUUGAUGCAAUUGUUAUGUAAUACAAUCGUCAUAUGUUGUAUAGGUUUCUUAAUAAUAGUUGCGGUUAAUUCAUACGGUGACAUAAAAAUACUUAUGAAAAUUUUGUUAUUUUAUAUCGCUAUCACGUUGGAGGCAUUUAUUUUUUCCUACGCUGGGGAAUAUCUUAGUAGUAAAAGCCUGUCAGUUAGCAGUUCAGCUUACAGCUCUUCUUGGUACUUAUUAGAACCUAGAAACAGACGUGUCGUGAUUCUUCUUAUGAUAAGAUCACAAAGAAGUUUAACGAUUACUGCUGGGAAAUUUAUGGAUUUGUCUAUGAUCGGCUUUGCAACUAUUCUAAAAGCUUCUGCAUCAUAUGUAUCGGUAUUGUAUGCGAUGUACUGAUUACAUAGGAGUUCAUCAUAAGGGAUAAAAUGAGUACAUAGUAUAUGUACCUACAUAUAUGUUAUAUAUUCAUAUAUAAUGGUAUAUAUAAUUAAAUAUAUAAAUAGACUGGAAUAUUAUUGCAAAUUUAUAAAUAACAAUGUAUUAUUUAAAUAAAUACUAUAUAAUGUAGG
Bombus huntii is the source of this 1658-nucleotide messenger RNA. RefSeq names its product odorant receptor 22c-like. Gene Ontology annotation, cellular component: plasma membrane. Gene Ontology annotation, molecular function: olfactory receptor activity; odorant binding. The transcript is spliced from 6 exons. Gene Ontology annotation, biological process: sensory perception of smell; detection of chemical stimulus involved in sensory perception of smell. Bases 322 to 1485 code for a protein of 387 amino acids. NCBI's taxonomy places the organism in Eukaryota, Metazoa, Arthropoda, Insecta, Hymenoptera, Apidae. The record is from RefSeq and is a predicted model, not a curated record.